Trichoderma atroviride IMI 206040 is the source of this 801-nucleotide messenger RNA. RefSeq lists its product as uncharacterized. The record is from RefSeq and is a predicted model, not a curated record. NCBI's taxonomy places the organism in Eukaryota, Fungi, Ascomycota, Sordariomycetes, Hypocreales, Hypocreaceae. Gene Ontology annotation, cellular component: cytoplasm.
ACUCUCUACACCAUCAUUUUCGACAUUUUGCGAAUAUUCAACCGCAACACCAACAGCCACAAUGGAUCCUUUAGAGAGCAUGUCCACCGGGGGCCCCCUGCCCAAGAACUUUGACGCCGAAAAUGCGAGCAACAUGGAGGAUAUGGAGAAGCAAUUCGCAGUCAAGGUCGUUCAGCACAUGGCCACCUACUGGGCCAUUCUCGAAAAGGUCAAGGGCUCAAGUCUGCGACUCACCAAGAUCGACGACGAAAUCUACGAGCACCUCAAGGAGGCCUUCCCCGAGUUCGACCCCGCCGCCACAAUCGACGAGGACGAGAUGAAGAGCAAGACCGGCAAGGAGAGGUGGCGCGCCUUCAUGAUGAAGUACGAGAAGACGGUGGACGACUUCAACUUUGGCACCAUGGUGCGCAACAAUGCCAAGGCAGAAUACGAGCAGGACUCAACCAUCUUUGUCCCCCGCAUGCAGUUCUAUGCUGUUGAAAUUGCCCGAAACCGAAAUGGCCUGAACGACUGGAUAUAUGAAAAGGCACAGGAAGAGAAGAACAAGUCCAACUAAAUACCCCUUAUACAUAGACGAAGUCAAGAAAAAGUCAAUUCUGUUUAUACCGCGUGCCUUUUAUUCGCUACAACGUUGAAAGUUUGGCCGGGAUGGCCUAGAUAUAGUCUGGGUACGCAACAUGGCCUUUAGCUGCCAUUCUAUCUAAUGAGAAGGUAGAAGAAAUGGGUUAAUAGAUGCCCACUAGUUUUUAUAACCAUGUGUGGACAUGAGUACUCUUGCUCUUGUUUAAUGUAUGAUGUCGC